AUUUAAUUGAAAAUGAAGAAAUUAUGAAGAAACGCAAACAAGAAGAAGAAAAUGAAAAAAAAUGGGAAAUUUAUCAAAGAAACAAAAGAGAUGAAUACAAUAAAGUAAUGGAUGAUAAAAAAUUACAAAAUGAACGGAUUAGAAAGAAGAAAAUAGCUGAUGAAUUGAAAAGACAAAUGAAAGAAAAUGAAGAUUUACGUAAAAAAGAAAUGAUCGAAAAUGAUGAUUCAAUUUACACCACAGAAGCUCUCAAAAAGAGUAAUGAAAUAAUUUUAGCUUAUGGAAAACAAGUUUUAGAAGAAUCAACAGGAAUUCGACCUGUAUUUCCUAUUAUUAAAGUUAUUGAGCAAUUCAAAAAAGAAAAUCGACUUGUACCAGCAAAAAAAUAUUACAGAAAUGAAAAUUCAUUAAAAAAUUGCAAUUGUUUGACGAACAACGUAGAGUUGAAGAUUACCAGCCAAAAUUAA
Molecule: messenger RNA, 467 nt
Organism: Cotesia glomerata
Lineage: Eukaryota; Metazoa; Arthropoda; Insecta; Hymenoptera; Braconidae
Exons: 3
Coding region: 24-467 (147 amino acids)
Source: RefSeq, a predicted model, not a curated record